Molecule: messenger RNA, 1704 nt
Organism: Styela clava
Lineage: Eukaryota; Metazoa; Chordata; Ascidiacea; Stolidobranchia; Styelidae
Source: RefSeq, a predicted model, not a curated record
AUGCUAGCUUCCUCAUAUGAAUCGUCAUUCGCCUUAGUCGCAUUUAUAAUUUUAAUUUUGCUUAUCUUGGAAAUAACAUUGAAUCAAAGUGGUUCAACAAUAACUGAUGCACCAGAAAAUGAUGAGGAAUUUCGAAAUUUUCAAGAUAUAGAGGGCUUGGAAGGUCGCCGGAACAGUUUAGUUUAUUCUUGUCCUGUGUCAUCACAAUCAUAUGGCCAUGUUGUAUUCUUUCCUGGAGAUAUACAAGAUUUCGAGAAAAACAUGAAAAAGUACGAUCUCAGCGUUGAAUGGAUUAAUUGGAGUUAUGAAAAAAUGUUUCGAAUACUCAAAAAAAGAUUUCCCAACAACUGUUUAUGGGUAGUGCAACCUUCAAAGCGAAAUGGGGGAAUUUUCAGUCUUUACCCAAAUUUUCUUCCGUUCGCUGUUAAUGACGACGUUGACUACGGUAUUCCGGUUAUCCCUCAUAACGCGUCACAUGGUGGGUUAACUCAUUUCGUAAAACUUCUUUCUUCUGGGCAACACCAAACAAUGAAAUUUCACAACACGACACUUAAUAGGCCAAUAAUUCUUGUAGGAUUUAGCAAGGGAUGCAUUGUUUUGAAUCAGUUUUUGCACGAAGUUGCAUAUAUGUCGAAAAAAUAUUCUGUUGCAUUGUCAGAAGACGAAGAUUAUAAAUCUGUAAGGAAGUUUGUUGCAAAAAUUUCUGAAUUAUAUUGGCUCGAUGGAGGCCAUAGUGGAACACGUGGCCUGUGGGUAGUGGAUUCUAAUGUCUUAGCAUAUUUAAAAGAUGGAAUAUGGAUGAAAAAUAUUAAAAUAUAUGUUCAAGUUACAUUGUGGGGAAUCAACGACCCGAUGCAACCUCGAUACGAAGAAGAAUUAUCUCAGUUUGGAUCACAACUGAGGAAUCUGGAUGUAAACUAUAAUGAAACACGAUGGAACGUUUCGAGAACGUUAGAAAAUCACUUCAAAAUUUUGAACAGUUUCUGAGGCGUUGACAAACGAAAAAUGAAAUUGGAGCGGUGGAACUAUAGUAUACUUUACUCUAAUUUCAUCUUUGGCGAAAAUUUUUGAAAAUACUUCAGCCUAUGAAGUUUGAAAUAGCUAAAAUCCAUUAUUAAAUUGACAUAAAGUAAAUCAACAGUGGUCUAGGCUGUUCCAACAUAUAGUGGCUGAAAAAUAUUCUCAAGUCACAUUCCUCGCAAAAAACUAACGAUUUUCAUAUUGCUUUAUUCGCUUAAUGAGUGUGCUUCGGAUCUAGUCUAGAAUAGAGUGAACUCCAGUCUGAAAUACCAGGACUGAGUCUUAGCUGAUUGUAAAAUUUCUGUUUCAAAUAAAAGACCGUAGACAUGCAAAUCUACUAGUAGCCACAUCGUUCAUUAGAACCCCCAAAUGAACCCGAUUCGUGUAGAAACAGUGCAAUUAAUAGUAAAAUUGCAAUUUUGGAAGUUAAUAUGUUUUUGGUACCAUCCAAUUUUAAAAUUUCAUUUUCAAUUAUAUUCCACAAAUUAAAAAUCUCUUUCAAGACUUAUUAUCCACUUUUCAUUCCCACCAUUUCGAUUGAAAUGUGAUUAUAAAUACUUUCCCAUCGUAUCAGCUAGAGUGAAUAACACGUCAUAAGUUUUGGGGAAACCACUUUCAAUAAAGUAUAGUUAUCUUGUAUUUACUGUUUAAUCUUAUAUUCACAUACUUUGUAAAAACAUAUAU